AUGGGAAAGACAGCAUGGCAAAAUCAAACUACAGUAUCUGAAUUCAUACUCUUGGGAUUUGGAGACUUCCCCAAAGUGCAAGUCCUUCUCUUCAUGCUUUUCUUAGUGAUCUACCUAGUAACCAUGGCUGGGAACCUCCUCAUCCUUGUGGUGGUUGUGGCAGAUCAACACCUUCACACUCCCAUGUACUUCUUCCUGGCAAAUCUGUCCUUCUUGGAAUCCUGCUACAGCUCCACCAUCCUGCCUAAAAUGUUGUCGAGACUCUUGACUGGGGAAAGAAGUCUCUCUGUAAGAUCCUGUUUCACACAGUUCUUCAUCUUUUCUUGCCUAGGAGGUGCUGAAUGCUACCUCCUAGCCAUGAUGUCUUAUGACAGAUUCUUAGCCAUAUGUAAGCCACUCCAUUAUGCUACUCUCAUGAAUGGCAGGCUGUGCAUGCAGUUAGCAGCUGUGUCUUGGGUAAGUGGAGUUUUGGUUAGUACGUGUCUAGUUUGGAAAGUGUGGUGGCUAUCCUUUUGUGGCCCCAAUCAAAUUGAUCAUUACUUUUGUGACUCACCCCCAAUAAUAAAGCUCUCCUGCAGUGACACCCUUUUGGUGGAACUGACUGCCUUAAUAUUUGCCUGUGUGUUCACCCUGCCUCCCUUUCUACUCACCUUGACAUCCUAUGUUUGCAUCAUAGUCACAAUCCUUAGAAUCCCAUCUACUACUGGGAGGCGGAAAGCCUUCUCCACAUGUUCUUCUCACCUUACCGUGGUCGCUUUGUAUUAUGGAACUCUGAUGCUUGUCUAUAUACUACCACAACCAAAGGACUUAAUCCAUGUGAAGAAAGCCUUCUCUCUCAUCUACACAGUCCUCACCCCCUUGGUUAACCCCCUCAUAUAUAGUCUGAGAAACAUGGAAGUGAAAGAGUCUGUGAGAAAGGGCAUUAGGAGAUUUAUGUUAUACAUUACAACAUGA
Varanus komodoensis (Komodo dragon) is the source of this 954-nucleotide messenger RNA. RefSeq names its product olfactory receptor 10A7-like. The coding region runs from base 1 to 954 and encodes 317 amino acids. Gene Ontology annotation, biological process: G protein-coupled receptor signaling pathway. The record is from RefSeq and is a predicted model, not a curated record. Gene Ontology annotation, molecular function: olfactory receptor activity; G protein-coupled receptor activity. The transcript has a single exon. Lineage: Eukaryota; Metazoa; Chordata; Lepidosauria; Squamata; Varanidae. Gene Ontology annotation, cellular component: membrane.